This is a messenger RNA of Triticum dicoccoides, 888 nucleotides long. Its product is annotated as protein FAR1-RELATED SEQUENCE 4-like. The coding region runs from base 1 to 888 and encodes 295 amino acids. Lineage: Eukaryota; Viridiplantae; Streptophyta; Magnoliopsida; Poales; Poaceae. The transcript is spliced from 2 exons. The record is from RefSeq and is a predicted model, not a curated record.
AUGGCUUUCAUCACCAAUGAGGAAGGGUAUGAAUUUUAUCAACAAUAUGCAAGAUCAGCAGGUUUUGGUAUUACCAAGCUCAAGCGGAAGCCGAUGUCGCGUCUGUAUGCAUGCUCCCGGGGAGGUGCCAGUACAUCUUACAAGCCUGGGGAGGAACGCAAACGUGCGAAAAUGUCCAAGAAGGUUAACUGUGGGGCAGCUGUUAAAAUCAAGAAAAGGGGGAAAGAAUGGAUAUAUGAGAAAGUGAUGUUGGAGCACAAUCAUACUCUGAAUCCUAAUCCAUCUGAAUUGAAGCACAUGUAUUCACAUAAGAACAAAGAUCCUCUUAUCAUGGAGGUUGUUGAUGAUCUGCAGACCUGUGACGUCUCUCCUAAUACAACAAUGAAUGUGUUGACCCAUUUUCAUGGCAACUAUGAGAUCAUGCCAAUGAAUGAUCGUGACUUGCGAAAUAGAAGAGCAGCCAAUGUACUUAAGAAGCGAGCUGAUGAUGUAAAAAAACUUAGGGCCUUCUUCAAUGAGUUCAGAGCACAUAACAGUAAAUUCUAUUAUGAUAUAGAGGAUGACUCCGAGGGCGUUACGAAGAAUAUAUUCUGGAGUCAUGCUAGCUGCCAGGCAAACUAUGCUGAGUUUGGUGAUGUGGUUACUUUUGAUACAACAUAUAAGUGUAAUUUUUACAAAAUGCCGUUGGCGAUGUUUGUUGGGAGCAACCACCACUUGCAGAAUGUCAUUUUUGGGUUUGCACUCCUCCGUGACGAGACAGAGGAAACAUUUAAAUGGGUUUCCCAGACUUUCAAAACAUGCAUGGGAGACAAGGAACCUCAUUGCAUACUUACAGGUAUUGUUGAGCACUUCGUGGCUACAUACAUGUCGUUUCAACCAAUAUGGUAA